Molecule: messenger RNA, 244 nt
Organism: Didymodactylos carnosus
Lineage: Eukaryota; Metazoa; Rotifera; Eurotatoria; Philodinida; Philodinidae
Source: the annotation of a GenBank genome assembly
CGUAGUCAUAUAUUCAUUAUUCGAAUAUUCUUUACUCGUUAUAAAUGAAACAUAGUUUGCUAUAGUGAAUAACGAAUAAUCGUUCGUUCCUUUCUUUCGAGGUUUACGUAUUACGGCCCAUCUCUACCAAGCAUAUUCACAAAAGUCAGACGAUUUCAAAGCGAUGGAUCUGGCUCAGUUUAUUGAUACAACAUAUUAUGAAUUAACAUCUAUUAAGAAACAAACUGGAGAUGAUUUGAUAUGA